AUGACAAAAGACAAGCAAAACACGGAAGAUACGGAUCUCGACAUGGCAAAGAUCAAGUACAUCAGACCCAGCAAAAGCCAGGAGAAAAAGGCUGCAGCACCACUUGUACCAGAACCAGAACCAGUACCAGACACAAGCGAAAUGUCAGACGUGCCCUCAAACUUAGACCCAGAGUUGAAUGACGAUGAUUUCAAUUUCGCGGAUGACGGAGAUGAGGCAGAACAGCAGGAAGAUGAGGCAAUGAUCGGGGAGGACGAUGUCGAAGAGGAUCUCAUCGUACGCAAGACCCAACUUGGGGAAGGGGAGGAGACUGGCGGAGAUGAGGACGGAAGAGAAGAUGCACCUAUGAUCGACGAUGACGAUUCCGCCGACUCUAGCCACGAAGAGACCAAACAAGACCUACUAGAUGAGAUUUAUAAAAACUGGGUUGGCGUUACCUUGAGAGAUACCUUGCAGGAGAACGCCAAAGAGUCCUGGCUGAAAAGGAACACAAAUCUUCGCGACACAGACUGGAAUAUCGAGACCUUGCGUGCUUUCCGUGACCUCUCCCGGCUCACGAAAAACGACCACGACAAGGCAAAAGCGGCAGUUGCCAAGAGGCUGGGCUGGAGGAAACAUCGUGAUAAAUGGGAGAGAACUGGUGAGACACGCGAGGUCAAGGAACAAAGGCUGCGCGACGAUGUCAAUGCAAUCUGUGCGGAGCUAAGAGCAGAUGGACGAGGACCGGAAGACGAUGACGGCGACGAAGGCGAAGGGGAAGACGACGAACCGAAGGAGGGUACUAAGAAGAAAGCAAAGAAGGCUACAAAGGGUAAAGAAGGAGCUGCUGGGCCCCAGCCCACGAGAACACCGAGAGCGAGAGCUGCGAAAGCAAGGAAUGAUGGGACCAGUUCAGCUCAACCCGGCAAGGCAGCCAAGCGACAGCCGCGCACCAUGGUGGGAGAGGACAAUGAUGGGUUGAAUACGUUAGGCGAAGCGGCAGAUGACGAAGACUACGUGAAUGGCAAGCCAUCUAAGAAGCAAAAGAAAAAUGACCAGCAAGUGGCUAGCAAACGUAAUACCAGGGGGAAUACAAGGGAACGGGAAUUAGCUACCGAGCGACGACAACAAAGAGAAGAACGCCCAUCUACCCGAGAUAACCUCAUCAGCUCCCUGCUAACCGAACUGUCUGAAGAUGCCGAAGUUGAACAACAACCAGACUUCGACAUCAGGACCCCGACGCAGCGACACAACGCCCUCAGACAAAUCUACAGCAACUGGGGCAUCACUUCAUUGCUCGAUUACUUAGGAGAAGACCUCCAGCGUUCAGCGGCCGUAAGAAGCGAUAACGACAUUAAUCUGAUCGUCAUUACUCGAAUCCUGCAUCUAUCCAACAUGACCAAUACGAGAGAGCAAGGUGCUGCGGUGAGACAAGAGUUCGCAAGACAGCUGAGCCGGUCCAAAAAGCACACCACAGACACCCUUCUUGCCGUCAUUGCAAGAGUCACCGAACUGUAUCGUCUAGCAGCACAAUUGGCAAAUAACACCCGUUUACCGUCAGCACAGACUCGAACUACCGCAGCCAACGUUCUAGCACAAGCCAGAGCAGAUGGCACAGAUAGAGCAGUACUACGCGACCCAGCGAGACCGAACACCGAACACCGCAUCCCCCGUCCCGCCACAGAAGCAGAGCUACGAAGCUCAUUAAGCGCCAUGGACUUCCGAGACGCGAACACGUGGGUACUUCAAUGCAGGCGCAGGCUAGCCUACCUACGCGGCAUCGGUGUGUCUAGCGAUGAAGAUGAGUCGCAGUUGGAAAACGCGAUUGGGCUGCGAGAUCGUAUCGAGGGGGCUAUGGAUGUUGAUCGUUUGAGGGACCGUAUACAGGAAGGACGGAGGAGAGAGGAGAUGGAUGGGGAAGGCGCGGAGGAACGGAGUGGUGAGGGGGUACGGGCAGAGGGUGCGAAUGAGCAGGGUGAACAGAGAGCUCCGGUGAAGGUUGCGGGCGAUGGGGAGGCUGAGGCGCAGGGUGGAGAGCGGGGACAGGAGGGAGAAGGGGAUGAUGUAGAGGGUGGUGGGGGAGCCCAGGCAGACGGGCAAGGCGAUGGCAAUGAGAAGGGUGAAGGGGCCGAGAUCGGCAGUGGAGGCGAGAAGGAGACGGAGCAAUAG
This is a messenger RNA of Alternaria viburni, 2148 nucleotides long. RefSeq lists its product as uncharacterized. The record is from RefSeq and is a predicted model, not a curated record. The transcript has a single exon. Lineage: Eukaryota; Fungi; Ascomycota; Dothideomycetes; Pleosporales; Pleosporaceae. The coding region runs from base 1 to 2148 and encodes 715 amino acids.